GGAAGGGCCGCCGUUGUCUCGACUAGCCCUCUGGCAGCGCAGAGAGCAGCCAGGGCCCCCCCCCGCUCACCCCGCUGGCGGACGCGCUGAACUACGGGGGUCUCGCCAGCUGCUGCGGGGCCGCGCGCCAGUGGGCGUGGAGCAUUGCUGUCCUCGAGUCUAGCGAGAGAAGCGCCGCCUCGGCCCCGACGUCGCCGCCGUCAACGCCGCCGCGUCCGCCUGCGGGGAGGCGCGGAGGUGGCCGGUCGCGCUGCUGCUCCUGCGGGGCAUGAACUCACGCGGGCUGUCCCCCGACACGGUGACUUACGGCGCUGCGCUGUCCGCGUGCGAGCGUGGCAGGCGGUGGAGCUUCGCGCUGUCGUUGCUCACCGAGGGUCAAGGCAGGCAGGUGGAGCUCAACGCGGUCGCGUGCGGUGCGGCCAUCGGAGCCUGCAGGGCGGGGCGCGCGUGGGCGCAGGCGCUCCGCAUCCUGGGGGGCGCCAAGGACGAUCGGCGGGUGCAGCUUAGCGUGACGAUGUACAACCUGGCGAUCGGGGCCUGCGAAAAGGGGCUCCGCUGGGUCCAGUCCCUGGGGCUGCUGGAGGAAGCGCGGCAGCAGGGUCUGACCCCCGACUUGGUGACCUUCAGCAGCUCGGCGAGCGCCUGCGCGGCCGGCCUGGGGUGGGCAACGUCACUCGGGAUUAUCCAGGAGAUGAGUUUCAUGAAGGUCCUGCCCAACCUGAUCACCUUUGGCGCGGCACUCACCGCGUGUGCCAGCGCGGAGCGCUGGAGGCACGCUGCGCAGCUCCUGGCGGGACUGCUGGGGCCGGGGCCCUGGCGUUAAGCCAGCCGGGGUUGCCUCUCCUGCUCGUGAGGACACGUCGAGGCUGCUAUCAGAGUGGCCCAGUGGCAUGCGACCCAUCCCGCCACCGUGCCUUCCGUGGGGCUUCUCGAGGGGCCUUUUGGGGGGCAUCUUCGGGACACCCCGGGCGCCUCCCGAGGCCUUCUGGGGGCCUCUUGUGUGUCUUGGGGGUCGCCUGGGGCGAGAGAGGUCCUGGGCGCUUGGCUCGGUGCAC
Prorocentrum cordatum is the source of this 1055-nucleotide messenger RNA. NCBI's taxonomy places the organism in Eukaryota, Dinophyceae, Prorocentrales, Prorocentraceae. The record is from the annotation of a GenBank genome assembly.